Camelina sativa (false flax) is the source of this 466-nucleotide messenger RNA. NCBI's taxonomy places the organism in Eukaryota, Viridiplantae, Streptophyta, Magnoliopsida, Brassicales, Brassicaceae. The record is from RefSeq and is a predicted model, not a curated record.
AGUCAUACGCCUUCCAAUUGUAGUUGCUUGCUUCUUCCACUCAUGAUUGAAACAUAUUACAUAUGUAUAGGCGCUGUCAAAGAUCACGUCUACAGGUGCUAUGACAUUCUGUUUUAUUCAAGCCAUAGAACGCAGCACACAAGGCACAACCUAUGGAAGCAUUCUGAAUUCGAUGCGCACCACAAUAAGGAAUACAGGGAAUGAUGGUGGUGGUAUUGGUGGUAGUGGAGUUGUUACGACUGUGCUAAGCAUGCUUCUGACAGGGGGAAGUGCAAUUGGGGGAUUAAGACAGGAGCCUCAGCUAACUGCUUGUCAACCAUUCGAUGUCUAUGCAAAGCCUUUCAUUCUCUAGUAAAGACGACUCACUUUUAUGUAUAGCGAGUGCGAUUAAAUUCUGUCCAUUUAACCAGUUGUUACUAUUUUUUUCUUUCCAAAGAAUAAAGGAAAACAUUGAUUUGGUGCUUCA